Messenger RNA from Gadus chalcogrammus (walleye pollock), 2094 nucleotides. Its product is annotated as histone lysine acetyltransferase CREBBP-like. Gene Ontology annotation, biological process: positive regulation of transcription by RNA polymerase II. The record is from RefSeq and is a predicted model, not a curated record. The transcript is spliced from 7 exons. The coding region runs from base 7 to 867 and encodes 286 amino acids. Gene Ontology annotation, molecular function: histone acetyltransferase activity; chromatin DNA binding; transcription coactivator activity. Gene Ontology annotation, cellular component: transcription regulator complex; histone acetyltransferase complex. NCBI's taxonomy places the organism in Eukaryota, Metazoa, Chordata, Actinopteri, Gadiformes, Gadidae.
AACCACAUGACCCACUGCCAGGCCGGCAAGUCCUGUCAGGUGGCUCACUGUGCGUCGUCCAGACAGAUCAUCUCUCACUGGAAGAACUGCACACGGCACGACUGUCCUGUGUGUCUUCCGCUCAAGAACGCCAGUGACAAACGCACCCAGCAGCUGGGUGCCGGCCAGACCCCCCUAGACCCUAGCUCCAUGCAGAGGGCCUAUGCGGCCUUGGGGCUGCUCUACAGCAGCCAGACACCAGGGCAAACCCAGGCUCAAGGGGCCGGGCAGACGUCGGGAGCAACCAACGCACACACCCAGCAAACACUGCCGCAGCAGUUGAGACCCAUCAAUGCAAUUGGAAACCAGAUGGCCCCCGGAGGCACGGGGAUCGGCGGGCCCACGUCCAAACCGAGCAACGUCCACGUCGACCCCUCCCUCCCCAACGCAUUCAACACUAACAAUCAGCUGCUCUCGGACGGCUCUUCUGUGGCCUCUAAGGGAAACUUACCCACGGCAGCUCCCCUCUCCGCCACCGGCACCAGGAAGACGUGGCAUGAACACGUGACGCAGGACCUCCGCAAUCACCUGGUCCACAAGCUAGUACAAGCCAUAUUCCCCACUCCGGACCCGGCAGCCCUGAAGGACUGGCGAAUGGAGAUCCUGGUGGCCUACGCCAAGAAGGUGGAAGGGGACAUGUACGAGUCGGCGAACAGCAGGGACGAGUAUUACCACUUCCUGGCUGAGAAGCUCUACAAAAUCCAGAAGGAACUGGAAGAGAAGAGGCGCUCGCGGCUGCAGAAGCAGAUCAUUAAUCAGGGCCCCCUGACCGCACAGGGGGGCAGCAGCCUGGCCUCCCAGUGCCCUGGGCCCCAGGCCACAGAGUGAGUGCACCUUCCCUACCUCCACCAGGGAGGGUGCUUUAGAUUUUUUUCCCUGCCGUCCUGCCAGAAGAUGUAGAGGGUAACACCCCUCUGACGCCCCAGCAACCGCUCUCCAGCCAGCCCCAGACCCCCAGUGCAGCGGCACUCAUGUCCACUUCUUUCCCCAACACUCAUUGCGGUUCUCCCUCAUGGAGACUGUGGAGGUGGGGCGGCGUCUGGCCUGCAGGGGGAGUAUGGAGCACCGGGUCUGCUGGGGUGAUGGGGUCUGAUUGCGGACAGGUGUCUGCAAUCUGACCCAAUCAGGAAGUGUGUAUUUAUGUGCCUGCUUGUCUUUCAGUGAGUGGUUGAGAGAGAGAGAAGGAAGACGCUCUCUGCGAGCCAGAGAGAGCGUCGUAAGACCAUGAGACGGACGGAAUGAACACUCAACGUUGUCCUUUUGUUCAUGUGACAUUGUGUUUGUUUGCCCCGAAGUGGAAAUAAACACAGUUCGCUCCGUCUUCACUGAAGAACUGUGUCCUGACUCCCCUGAACCCGUUACAGUGGAGCCCAAUGUGGGGCGGAGUCAAUUAGGGAAAAAUCGCCAUUGGCCAGUGUCCUUGGAUACCUGGCACAAACAGCGGAGCGUCAGACCCAGCUACAGCAGGCCCAGAACGAGGUCCUGGUGGAACUGGCCCGCUCCUUGGCCGCCGACCGGGAGGCCAUGCGGGAGCUACUCGGCUCCGGAGAACGCGGAGGGGAAACCCGACCGGGGCGACAAAUAUAUAUCCCCAAAAUGGGGGAGGCCGACGACCCAGAGGCCUUCCUGGAGACCUUCCGGGGGGUGGCCGAGGUCUCAGAGUGGCCGCCGCAGAGAGCAUCUUCCUUCUCUCUCUCUCAACCACUCACUGAAAGACAAGCAGGCACAUAAAUACACACUUCCUGAUUGGGUCAGAUUGCAGACACCUGUCCGCAAUCAGACCCCAUCACCCCAGCAGACCCGGUGCUCCAUGCUCCCCCUGCAGGCCAGACGCCGCCCCACCUCCACAGAGACCCAUUGUUUGGCGUUGUUUUGCCCUGUGUUAGGAUUGGUUCCUGUGGAUUUGGGUUGGGAUUGGUGUCUGUUGCUUUACUUAACUCCCACACAGUUCUUUCCCUCCAUAUCUAGCACUCAUGCAACGCAUUACACGCCCGCUGUCAUUCACAUAUUGCUUCUGUUAUCCAUUCAUUUCUAAAAUAAAAUCGGAUACUUUUU